This is a messenger RNA of Spinacia oleracea (spinach), 1807 nucleotides long. Its product is annotated as putative glutamine amidotransferase GAT1_2.1. Gene Ontology annotation, molecular function: hydrolase activity, acting on carbon-nitrogen (but not peptide) bonds, in linear amides. NCBI's taxonomy places the organism in Eukaryota, Viridiplantae, Streptophyta, Magnoliopsida, Caryophyllales, Amaranthaceae. The transcript has 4 exons. The record is from RefSeq and is a predicted model, not a curated record. The coding region runs from base 264 to 1547 and encodes 427 amino acids. Gene Ontology annotation, cellular component: cytosol.
AAGAAACACCGAAAUCACAAGAAAUAAGCGGCGCCUCGACUCGACGUGAUCUUUUAGUAGUUAACCAUCAAACUUUCCCUUACCCUUAAACCUUUUUAUUUCUGAAAUCAAAUCUCUCCAUCUCAUCCAAAUAUCUUUGUAUUAAUAAUAAUAAUAAUAGUCGUAUUACGAAAGGAUUCUUACCAUUUUAAGAAUUAGAGAUUUUACCAAAGAUUGAUUAUCCAUUAUUUUAUUUUUAUUUAAUCAAAUUGGUAUUGGGGAUAAUGACGUCGGAAAAAGUUAGUUCGGAUCUCUCCACGAUUAUGCCUAGGGUUCUCAUUGUCUCUCGCCGUACUGUGCGCAAGAACAAGUUCGUCGACUUUGUCGGGGAAUACCAUCUAGACCUUAUAGUAAGCUAUGGAGCAGUCCCGGUAAUUGUCCCAAGAGUUAGUGGUGUUUCUGCGCUACUUGAAAGCUUUGAGCCAAUCCAUGGAGUACUUCUAUGCGAAGGCGAAGAUAUAGAUCCCUCUCACUAUGAAUCCGAGUUAUCAAACUUCACAGCUGAAGAACUGGAAGAGAUAAGACGAGUACACGCAAGCGACACAACCAUCGAUCAAGAGAAAGACUCAAUCGAGCUAGCCCUUGCAAAACUUUGUCUUGAAAGGAACAUACCUUACUUAGGAAUAUGCAGGGGAUCACAAGUCCUAAACGUAGCUUGUGGUGGUACUCUUUACCAAGAUGUAGAGAAAGAACUCCCUAAGAAAUUCCCUGAUUGCCAAAGAGUAUCCCAUAUUAAUUAUGAUGACUAUGAUGGUCAUAGGCACGCGGUGAAGGUGGUGGAGAAUACACCUAUACAUGAUUGGUUUAAGGAAUCUUUGGAUGAGAAUAGCAUGGAGAUUUUAGUUAAUAGCUAUCAUCAUCAAGGUGUUAAAAAGUUGGCUCAGAGAUUUGUGCCUAUGGCUUUUGCUCCUGAUGGUUUGACUGAAGGCUUCUACGAUCCUGAUGCUUAUAAUCCAGAAGAGGGAAAAUUUAUUAUGGGAUUGCAAUUUCAUCCAGAGCGAAUGCGACAUCCUUGCUCCGAAGAAUUUGAUUACCCUGGUUGUCCUUUUGCUUAUAAGGAAUUUGUCAAGGCUGUAAUAGCUUAUCAGAAGAAGCUAAGCAGUCAAUCAAGCGUGCCAAAGGGUCCAAAGCUUAAUAAAGAGCAGGAGACCAAGAGAAGAAUGAUAGUCAAAAGCUUCUCAAUUGCAAAGGACAUGUAUAUAGCAGGACGGAGCUCUACUGUUUCUGUUAAGGAAUCAGAACUUGAACCAGGCGCGGUUUUCCUUGAGGAAAAUACAGCGUUCAGUGUAUUGAGUUUACAGCAGGAACACAGGCUAAGGCAGAUGGGAGCAACUGUGAGGAAUGGUUAUAGUUAUAAGAAGUUGAAGAUGAAGGAUGAGAGAGAGAAAGUGACAAGGUCUAUUAUAGGGAAAAUGUCAAUAGAACAGUUAACAGAUAUGAUGUCCUUUUACUACAUGAUGGGCCAGAUUUGUUCUGAGGUUUUGGAGACUAAGCUCAAAACACCUUGAAUUGCUCCAUAACAAUCAUAAAUCUAUAGAUUCUUACUUAGUUCAGGACAUGUAAUUUUUUAUUUAUUUUUUUCUUAAGGGCCAAGUCUCGAAUUUCAUGAUUGCUAUUUUGAAUUACUUCGUGCCUAGUCUCGAGUAAUCAUAAAUCUAUCCCAAAGAUGGAGAAUUUGACAAUAUAAACUAUUUUUUCAAAAAUCUUUAUAACAUAAGAUUAGAAUCUAAUAUCUAAUAUAGUAUAUAUAGAUAAAGGAGGCAUAUUU